AUGGCGAUCGUAACGGGAGAUCGAUAUCUGGAGAAUUUGGAGAAGUUCCUUGAAGAGAAAGCUGAAUCGCUUAUUGAUGGUACCGAUGUUCUUAAACUGAAUCCCGCGGGUCUUCACUAUGUUCAUCUCCGUCUCGAAUCUCUCCGUGAACUCGAGCGUAUGCUCGCCGGAGCUCCCGUUGACUAUCUCCGCGCUUACGUUUCCGACAUCGGAGAUUACCGUGCACUCGAGCAGCUCCGACGUAUUCUCCGUCUCCUCCCUUCUCUUAAGGUCGUUUCGUCGCUUCCUUCACCGGCUCGUGAUCCUACGCCGCUCUCUCUUCUUCCCUUUGCUAGGCUUAAGGUCUUGGAACUUCGUGGGUGUGAUUUGUCUGCUUCGUCUGCCAAAGGAUUGCUCGAACUCAGACAUACAUUGGAGAAGAUGAUCUGCCAUAAUUCCACUGAUGCGUUGCGGCAUGUGUUCGCUAGUAGAAUCGCCGAGAUUAAGGAUUCACCACAGUGGAACAAGCUGGCUUUCGUUUCAUGUGCUUGUAACCGUCUCCUGCUCAUGGAUGAGUCGUUGCAACUUCUUCCAGCUGUUGAGUCGCUUGAUCUGAGUCGAAACAAGUUUGCAAAAGUGGAUAAUCUUCGGAGAUGUCCCAAGUUGAAACACCUUGAUCUGGGUUUCAAUCAACUUAGAAAAAUCUCUCACUUGAGUGAGGUAUCCUGUCACCUUGUUAAACUUGUUUUGAGGAACAAUGCGCUAACUACAUUACGUGGGAUUGAGAAUUUGAAGUCACUUGAAGGCCUUGAUGUUUCCUUCAAUAUCAUUUCCAACUUUUCAGAAUUGGAGUUCCUUGGGAGUCUUUCAUUCUUGACAGACCUGUGGUUGGAAGGAAAUCCAUUUUGUUGUGCUCGAUGGUACAGGGCACAAGUUCUCAGCUACGUUGCUCUUCCAAAUGAUUUGAAGCUAGAUGGCAAACACAUUGGGAAUAGAGAGUUUUGGAAGAGGCAGGUUGUUGUUACCCGUAGGAAAAGUCAGCCUGCCAGCUAUGGGUUCUACUCUCCAGCUAGAGGUGAAGCUGAUGACGAAGGAAGCUUUAACAGAAAGAAGGCGAAAAUCUAUCGGCUCGCGUCUAUUGAUAGUGAGGAAGAUAGCACUUAUGUGCAUUCCGAUCAAGAGUCUGCUUCAUGCGAACCCGAGACUCAAAGCAAAGAGGAUAAUAUCAAGUCUAAUCAUGGAGCUGAUAUCUUUGGUCUAAUAAAUAAAGUCGAACAGUUGAAGAAAGAACGUUCUGUUCUGUGGCUGCGAGAGUUUAAGGAGUGGAUGGAUCAUCCAUCAGAGGAUUUUGUGGAUGUCAGAAACGACAACUGGAGCAUUGAUUCAGAGAAAAAUUACUACACAAAGAAUAGAAACAGUGCAAACGAUCAUGGUGAAACAUUGAGAUAUGCACCAGGGCCUUUACCAGGGUUCCAAAUUACAGAUCUGAAUCAGAAGCAUCAAGCAUUUUUUCUUGAUGGUAAAGCAGGUGAAAAUGGAAACAUGUCAACGCUGGAUGCUAGUCAGGAAAUGACAGGAUCAAUUUCACCCUCAACAUAUGUGCGAUCACCCCCUCAUUAUCAAAAGGAUGUCUUACACCGACGUCAUAACCUGGUGGAAGAAAUCUUGCAGCUAUCAGCAGAUUCUUAUUCAGUGGCAUCGUCUGAUAGCACGAGCAGCUGCAGUGAAAAUGAAAAUUAUGAUUCUGAGCCAUCAAAUCCUGAACAGGAUACGUUGAUGGAUCAUCUUAAUGGGAAUAGACCCGAGGAGGAGAUUCUGGGAUCUACUAAAAAAGGCACCAGCUUGCUUGAUUCUCAACCAGAGAAAAGUAGCAUCAUAAAGACUUGGAGGGUAGAUGAUUCAUUCAAAGCAAAGACCACUAGAAUUCUUUCUGGACUACAUAAUAGUGAGCUUGCUUCUGGUGUUAACCAGAUUUACCAUUGGUUUGACAAAAGGAAAAGCAAGAGAAAGACUAAAAAAAGAGUUGUUUCUCUACUGGAGGAGAAUAGUUUCAUAAAUAAUGGAGAAACAUCUCAUAGAAGUGAUGCAGAUAUCAGUGAUUCUUGUGACGAUGGGUAUGUUUCUGAUAUUUUACAAGAAGGAUCCAUGACUAAGACUUGUAAUAGCGAGAGCACUACUAGACUUUUGGGAACUGAAAAUUCCCUUGAAGUGAUAGGUGGUCUAGUGGAGGAAUAUUUUAAAACGACACUGUCAGGUUCCACCAUUUAUGAGACUUGUAGGAUUUACGUUAGUUGUGAUUGUAUACUACAGCAAGAAUCCACCUACAAACAGCGGGAAGUAGUGUUGCUGCUGAGUAGCCAAGAAAAACUACAUGUGCUGCUCGUCGGUGUCUCUACUGAUUCACAAGAGAGAAACUUAAGUUUAUUGUGUUCACAUACAAUCGAUGACAUACAAGACGUCUCGGUUGGUCUAGGACUUCAGGUUGUGAGGCUACGCUUUAGGGAGGACGCAGAGUACAUUUUCAUAACGAAGAGCAUUGAAAAAACAACAGCUUUACUCAAUAUCAUAAAAGUCUUGGAUUCUCAGGCUACAGAAUCCAGUUGUUCUUUGGGAAGUUUGGAAAAUGUUCAAGUGGAAUUGUUUGAGAAAGAAAUAUGCAGUGGUUUAAAGCAGAGUAUAUUCCAGUAUAGUGUUCUCCAUUUUCAAAGCAGCAUUCUUGAAGAAGUGUCAUGGCUUUCAAGGUCACUAUUUGUGGCGGGUGGACAUCUUUUCAUAUGCAAUGAAGACUUCAGGCAGCUGAGUUCUCUGCCAAAAGAUGAUUCUUCUGCUCCAUAUUUCUCACUUGACACAAGCUGCUCCAUCUCCGACAUAUCUGAGAUGGUUAUUGAAUCGCGAGGAAGCCCAUGCUUGUCACUGAAGAUCAGUCUGAAGAGUUCAACAUUACAGACCAGACGAAACAUGACAAUGAAUUCUGUAACACGGAAGCUCAAGUUUUUCAGCAUUGACUGUGUACUCAAAUUUGUAGCUCUAGUCAAAGGACUUCACCCGGAUUCGCCUGAGUUCCCGUUGCUUGUAAGGCAUUCGGGUCAGAUAUAA
This is a messenger RNA of Arabis nemorensis, 3075 nucleotides long. NCBI's taxonomy places the organism in Eukaryota, Viridiplantae, Streptophyta, Magnoliopsida, Brassicales, Brassicaceae. The record is from the annotation of a GenBank genome assembly.